Molecule: messenger RNA, 216 nt
Organism: Clunio marinus
Lineage: Eukaryota; Metazoa; Arthropoda; Insecta; Diptera; Chironomidae
Source: the annotation of a GenBank genome assembly
AUGAUCGGCUUGAAGAAGAGCUUAAAAGGAUUCACUAAAACUCAAUUAGUUUCCAUUCAUGAGGAUUCAAGAAGAAACAUGACGACGCAAAUACGAAUCAAUACAAAGAAAACGCGCCAAAAAAUAUUCGCUUUUAAUGCGAUGCUCUUAAAAGAGAAUAAACGACAACAGACACUUGGAGCAGUAAAACAUUGUUAUGACUCUCACCAUAAGUAA